Molecule: messenger RNA, 1629 nt
Organism: Elaeis guineensis (African oil palm)
Lineage: Eukaryota; Viridiplantae; Streptophyta; Magnoliopsida; Arecales; Arecaceae
Source: RefSeq, a predicted model, not a curated record
GUCGCUCUUCUCUCAAAUCCACCAGCAUGUAACCGUCGGACAGCGGUGAUGCACGGCACGUGCCUGUAACCGGUAACCGCCGUCACUCUAAGCUUUACGACCGGUUCACGACACUCGACCCAUGCCGGUCCGGUAGACCGGCACGUUAAAAGGGACAGACCCCAAUUCCAACCCUAGUUUCCUAGUUCUGUUACAAGCCUCGCUAUUUUGCUCCUUUCUUAGCAGCAUCGGUGCCGUGAGAAGAAGAAUGUUUCCCAAAAGGAAGUACAUGGAUGGAGGUGAUGGGCGUGAAAUGGGGUUGAAGCGACCACAGUUUGAUUCAAGUCCAUUUUUUGGGGCCUCUGCUGGUUCAAGCCUCAUGUAUAAUCCUUCAUAUGCAUAUGCUGGCCAACCUCCACCAUUCCCAGUUGUCCGAUUGCGUGGCCUUCCUUUUGAUUGUUCAGAAGCAGAUGUUAUUGACUUCUUCCAUGGUCUGGACAUACUUGACAUUCUCUUUGUUCAUAAAGGUGGUCGCUUCAGUGGAGAAGCUUUUUGUGUAUUGGCAUAUCCUCUGCAAGUAGAUUUUGCCAUUCAGAGAAAUAGGCAGAACAUGGGUCGGAGGUAUAUUGAGGUUUUCAGGAGUAAGAGACAAGAAUACUACAGUGCUGUGGCACAUGAAGUUUCUGAUAUGAGGGGUGGUUCUCCACGUCGAAGCGCUCCGAGGGCAAGGUCAGCCGAUGAUGGGAAGGAUUUAAUUGAGCAUACCGGAGUUCUACGGAUGAGAGGAUUGCCAUAUUCUGCUGGGAAAGAUGAUGUGAUGGACUUUUUUAAGGACUACGAACUCUUGGAGGACCGUGUUCAUAUUGUGCUGAAUUCAGAUGGCAGGCCAACAGGGGAAGCUUUUGUGGAGUUUGCAAAUGCAGAGGAUUCAAAAUCUGCAAUGGGCAGGGAUAGAAUGACACUUGGAAGUCGUUAUAUAGAGUUGUUUCCCUCAACUCCCAAGGAGAUGGAUGACGCCAUUUCUAGAGGACGAUGAGGCUCGUGAUUGGUAACAACAGGUUUUGGUUGACACCCAGUAGAUACUGGAUAUCAUGUUACUGUAUUAUCUUAUGCUUUUGUAUGGAAAACUUGCUGCGACAUGCGGUGGACUUGUGAUCUGAUAUCAAUCAAUGCCGGGUCUGGCCAAUGCCUGAUGGUUCUAGAUUAUCUCUUGCUGUGUUCCAUCCAGUUAGUUACAAACCUAAGAAGUAAAACCUGUGCCCUGUCUGGUGUGUCUCUUCAUACAUAAUUUUAUCUCUGCGUUCUGCUAUAUAAUCUGAUCUGCAGAAAUACAAAUGGCUUCAGCGAUUGGCACGAGCAAAAUGACAAUUUAUGUGGAUUGGUGUUUCUAAUUUAAGAUAAAUGGAAUUAUUUCAAUAGGCUGGUAUUAGAGUGCCUGGGCAAUCUGUAAUUUUGUUGAUUGUAUCUGUAUUGUUAAUCGUAGGCUUCAAGAAGCUGAUCAAGUGGUUGACAGUUCGUGGUAGAGAAUUGGUAUCUGUCUGUGGUUUUGGGAUUUUGAAUGGGAGGUCUUCCUCCUUAUCAUCAUGUUUUGUUGAGAGAUAAUGGUGUACAUGUGAUGUUUGGAAGGGUUAGGUGGGUUGCUUGUCUCAA